Eurytemora carolleeae is the source of this 1914-nucleotide messenger RNA. Its product is annotated as protein artichoke. Lineage: Eukaryota; Metazoa; Arthropoda; Copepoda; Calanoida; Temoridae. Bases 90 to 1718 code for a protein of 542 amino acids. The transcript is spliced from 18 exons. Gene Ontology annotation, molecular function: protein binding. The record is from RefSeq and is a predicted model, not a curated record.
GUCCAAAACCGUCAUAGCAAAGUAUACGGAAACCCAAUCGCCCCCUCCUUGUAUUCAAUUCUCCUUGGUAUUUACUAUUUAUAUCAAGGAUGGACAAAGUUAUCUUAAAAACACUGGUUGUCUGCUCAGGAAAUUUUCGAGAUCAUUUUCCUGUUGAUCAGGUUCCAGAGAAUACAACAGUACUCAGAGUUAUUCCGAAACUAGGGAUAAACACCCUGAACCUUGGUCCUAGUUUGAGACAGUUAAACUCAUUACAGGAGCUUCGUAUUAUCCACUCUACUAUUCCUAACAUAGGACAACGAACCCUUUGGGGAUUAAAAGGUUUAAAAAUUCUCGACUUGUCGUUUAACAAUAUAACAAGAAUUGUCGAAUAUAAUUUCGACGGACUCAGCUCUCUUCGACAAUUGAAUCUAGCCGACAACAGUAUUAGUUCUAUUCCUUCAGCAGCAUUUCACCACGUGGAACAGUUAGAGAGUUUAUCUCUUGCCGGAAACCAGAUUUCUGAUCUCGCAACCAGAAUAUUCUACAAGCUAAACGCUCUCAAAACUCUGGAUCUUAGCAGAAAUAAUCUUUUGGUAAUUGAUCAGGAGAUUUUCAUGGAUAUCAGGAAUCUGCAGGAGUUCGUUUGUGUUGAAUGUGGAUUGCGAAGUUUAAAGAUAGAAUUCUCUCUUAGACAUCUCCGGGUUUUAAAUCUAGCUGGGAACAUGAUACAAUCCUUUCUCCAGAUUGAGCCUCAUAUACUGAGAACUAUUAAGAAUCUGGAUUUAUCAAGGAAUCAGAUCAAUUUACUCACGGCUCUCGAGAUACCAGCAAUGGAGACAUUACAUCUGGAGAAAAACAAUAUUACAGAAAUGGAUAGGAACCCAUUAGAACCAUCUUCUAAACUCAGAGAACUAAACAUCGCAUUCAAUAAUAUUAGGGACUUGAGCGGAUUGUUUCUCUCGUCCCAACCUUCUCUCCAGGUGGUGGAUAUAUCAGGGAAUAUGUUGAACCAGGACCAGGUUCAAUCCUUACUCAACCUUACUCCAGGUCUUACUUCUCUACAGGCAGCAGGACUAGGAUUGGUUUCUGUAUCUCCAAGUAUCUUCCAAGGUACUGAGCACCUGGAGAAACUAAACCUUAGUUCUAACCUUCUCACUGACCUCCAACCUGGGCUCAUAGAGGCUCUACCAAGGCUGGUCAGCCUCGAUUUAUCCCUGAAUCUGUUUGGAGGUUUAGAGGCUGGAUUUUUUAAUAGUGUAUCCUCUAGCAUUGCACUUGAAAUGGUUUAUCUUCAAGGAAAUCCGUGGAUCUGUAAUGAAUGUAAAAUAGGUCCACUACUAGACUGGUUGGACAAGAGUUUGAUGUACUGGGGAACAUGUUUUCUUCCCUCCUCUUCCUCCUGUCUCCGCUGCGCGGAACCUUCAAACCUUAGGCGCACUCCUGUGUCCCAGCUAGUGCGCGCCGACCUAAACAGCUGCUCUGACCCUCAGCCUGGGUUUAACAGCAUGACAGCUGAUGUAUCAACCUGGAGCCAGUUUACUGUUAUUGCAGCUGUUGCAACUGUGUCUUUUGUUAUCACUUUAACUGUGGUAUCACGGUAUCGACAUUAUGGUGUUUAUCUAACUGGAGAAAAGGAAUCCUCUGGAGGUUUAGAGGAAAUCCUUGACAAUCCUGUGUAUGCUUUAGACAGAAAUCAAGAUUCCUAUGUUAAUUUAAAGUAUCCCUCGCCAAUCUGACAAAAUACAGGUUCCACUGCUCACCUCCACCAUUCCCACCAACUGUAUCUCCUUUACAGCAGCUGAUUCAAAACAUGGCGGAAAAUAAAUUUUUGUAAAAGUAUCCUUGCAAAGGUUUUUCUAAUUUUAUGAUAUUUGCUACUUUCUUAAAUUGUAAAACAUAUAUGUGAACAAGAAUAAAAUUAAUAUGUUUAUA